AUGGCCCCACAACAGGAUUUCCAACCUGUUCAGCCGAAGAAGAACUGUGGCUCCUUCAUUCGACUACCUGUUGAGCUUCUCGGCCUCGUUUUCGACAAUGUCCAAAGAGAGGACUUGCUGCCCAUAGCUUGCGCAUGCAAGCUCCUUCACUCAAUAGUCGAGCCACACCUUUAUCACUCAGUCGUCACUCGGAGCCAGGAGCGGCUUUUGUCCUUCCGUCAGGCUCUCGCUCAGAACCCAGCACAUGCAAAAUUGGUGCGGCGCUUUGAAAUCUACCGCGACGAGAUCGGGGCAGAGGAAGAGUCUCCAAGCUCGGGACUUGACCUUCUGGAAGAUUUCUCAAAACUUGCAUCUCUCGUUGUUGAUGCAUCCAUAGCUCACAUAUCCGCUCUUGACAUCAGCGGUGCGUUGAGAACCGCUGGUCACCUGCCAUUGCUGACAACGUGCGAAAUCAACAUCAGAACUCGUGACCCUUACCAUGUCAACCUUGCUCAUCUCGAAACUCUCCUUACCUGGCCGACGUUGACAACCCUGACUCUUCACAACAUCAAUACCAACGACGGUUUAUUCAAUGACGAUGCAGGCACCAUAUCAAAACUUCGAACGCUCCGUUUCUUCAGCUCAUACAUCGAUCCCACCUCCCUCUACAACCUUAUGUUAGCCAUGGAGAACCUUCAAGAGCUUGUAAUUCACUCCAUGAGCCCCCAUGGGAUUUACGAGUGGGGGUGGGACAUCAGUGGCUACGACCAGGCUUUGGAACCAGUGUCUACGACGCUCAAGGUGCUCGUCCUGAUCAAAGAACACGGACAGCCGUGCGAACAGUCCCUACGACUGAGGCACAUGACUGCCCUUGAAUACGUAUCUGCCGACCUCGACUCGUGGUUCGGGUACAACUUCGUAUCGUAUACCAUCUCACGCGAGACUACCUUUCAAGAAAUGUUCCCUCCAAGCCUGAAAACUAUGAAGAUCGGAGGCUGGAAAGGUGGGUUUGGUGCGAUGGGCUUGAACAGCCGAUAUAGCGAGGACGAGUUCAAAGCGUACGUUUUAAAAGCCAUGAUGUACAGUGGGGGAAAGUUUGCCCCGGCCAUGGAACGCAUCGAAUUCGGGAAAGGUUAG
This is a messenger RNA of Diplodia corticola, 1116 nucleotides long. RefSeq lists its product as uncharacterized. The record is from RefSeq and is a predicted model, not a curated record. The transcript has 2 exons. Lineage: Eukaryota; Fungi; Ascomycota; Dothideomycetes; Botryosphaeriales; Botryosphaeriaceae. Bases 1 to 1116 code for a protein of 371 amino acids. Gene Ontology annotation, molecular function: protein binding.